Parastagonospora nodorum SN15 is the source of this 1177-nucleotide messenger RNA. RefSeq lists its product as hypothetical. The record is from RefSeq and is a predicted model, not a curated record. The coding region runs from base 95 to 919 and encodes 274 amino acids. Lineage: Eukaryota; Fungi; Ascomycota; Dothideomycetes; Pleosporales; Phaeosphaeriaceae. The transcript is spliced from 2 exons.
GAAACGAACUUCACAACUAAUUACUGCCCACCUUGCAAGCUCAUCAUAAAGCUUUUCUUCACUUCUUUUUUGUGAUAUACACAUUACCUUCACAAUGGCUGUUGGCGGCGUGAUCCUGAGAUUUGGCUCAACGCUCAUCUAUGCGCUCGCAUUCUGCUGCGCUGGACUCAUCCUCGGAAUCUACUCGUACUUCCUGGCUGUCCAGGCUGACCGCGAUGUCACCAUCCCACGCUGGCAGCAGGCCGUCGAGGGUAUUUCGGGCGCCGUUGUCCUCUACACCAUCUUCGCUGUCCUGUUGACAUGCUGCCUCGGCGGAAAGAAGUUCUUCGCUCUUCUCGGCAUACUUCUUGACCUCCUCUGCUGCGGUGGUAUGAUUGCCAUUGCAGUCCUUACCCGCGACGGUGCAUCCUCAUGCUCCGGAUACGUCAACACUCCUCUCGGCAACGGAGACGAGAACUCCAAGGACGGCUUCGACAACCAGAUCACCUACUCCGCCUCGCUCGGAUCCAUCUGCAAGCUCAACACCGCCUGCUUCGCCGUCUCCAUUGUCGGAGCCUUCCUUUUCCUGAUCUCCAUCCCCUUCCAGCUCUUCAUGACCAAGCACCACAAGAAGGAGAAGCGCUACGGUCCUGGCCCCUCCAACGGCUACACCAAGGGCUCCGGCAUGAAGUUCUGGCAGCGCAACCAGCGCAACCGCGGUCUCCAAGACCCCGAAGUUGCCGCUACCCCUGUCGCCGCUGGUGGUCUUGCUGUCCCUGCUCAUGACGUUCGCCCCAGCCACGACACUGCCUACACCGGCUCUACUGUCGGCGUGCCCCAUGCCAACUGUGUUGAUGACCACCACAAGACGGGCACCUUGAACGGUGGAUACCACACCGCGCCUACUGGUACUUACCAGACUCCUGCUACCAACUACUAAGCUAUUCGACCUUGAUGGCUGCCAUUGGCUCAUCCGCCGCGAUUGAGCAUGGCUUGGUAGACGAUGAAACUGGAUACGAAUGACAAUGCCUCAGUGAGGUAUCUUUUACUGGAGGCUAUUUACGAAUUACGCAUUAUACCACGUUAUCAGACGGAAUGGAUGAGAGUGGUGCCAUGGAAACAGAUUGUUGUAUGAUACGCUAGUUAUGAACCUAAUACCUAAUACGAGAAUAUAUACUUCAAAUGAAUUUUUUUAUUU